Molecule: messenger RNA, 7306 nt
Organism: Ceratitis capitata (Mediterranean fruit fly)
Lineage: Eukaryota; Metazoa; Arthropoda; Insecta; Diptera; Tephritidae
Gene: Asx
Product: polycomb protein Asx
Exons: 10
Coding region: 1051-7161 (2036 amino acids)
Biological process (GO): animal organ morphogenesis; positive regulation of transcription by RNA polymerase II
Cellular component (GO): PR-DUB complex
Molecular function (GO): chromatin binding; DNA binding
Source: RefSeq, a predicted model, not a curated record
GUAUUGAGUCGAACAGAACAUGGACGUAGAAAAGUUUUAUUCAUGCAAACGAUGGUGUAUUAAUGUAAAAUUAUAAGAAUUUCGGUACUAUAUUAUUGGAAAAAGUGAAUUUAUGAAUUAUAAUUGAAUGAAUUACAUAAUGUGCGUUUAAUAAAAAUUAAAAUAUCAGCAAAUAAUUACAGUUUGAAAAAAGUGAAAAGAUAUGCAAAAGCAGAAACUGGAAUUGCAAUAAUUGUGCCAUUGCAUUGGUGUGAGAAGGAGAUAGAUAGACUCGGCCAGUGAUGCAAGUGUGGCGAAAAAGUGUACGCAAAAAGGAGUUGGUUCUAUGAUUGUCAGCUGGGACUGUCAAAAAACGAAUGAAAACAGGAAAAUUUGCUUUUGUUUGUUAGUUUGUCUUCAUUCUUCCGCUGUCUACUUUAUGCAAAUUUGUUGUAAAAUUGAAUUAAUAAACGAAAAAAUUAGUAAGGAAUUUGAAUUGUGACAAAUGUGUAAUACUUUGAAGCGAAAGGUUUUUGGAUAAUAUGGAAAAAAAUCAUUAAUUUGGAUGUAAUGGGAUAAUGAAAACUCGUACAAAAAAAAAAUAGUUACAAAGACAUUCCACCAAUUGAGAAAAGAACACUGAAAAGUGAGUUCUGAUAAAAAUGGGAAGUGGUAAAUAGAGUAACGCGUUGAAAAGAAAAUUGAUGAAAAUGAAUUGAAUAAUAAUGGGAUACAAAGGGAAAACGAAAUCAAAAAAACGGGAACGAAUAAACGACGCACGACUUUAUCCAUCCACCACUAUACACGGGUAGGAAGAAAAGUGAUGCGAUAAAUCUAAAAUCUAUAGAAGAAAUGUGCUUCAGAGGCUAUAGAAAAAUUACAGAAAAAACGAUAAGCAACAAUUUUGGUUAUAAAGCCGAGUCAUAUCUCGACUACAAAAAAUAGCAAACCUCAUCUUUCUAACUUUAAAUUUAGCUUUUUCGCGUUCAAAAUGAGUCCAGAGAUCAGGUUGCAUUGUGUCGGAAAAAUAAUCGGAUAGGUACCUAAACCGCAUAUGUAUAUGCCAAGAGUAUGAGAACGACCUUAUUGGGUACAUCAAUAUCAUAUCGCCCAACAAAAACAAGCCGACAAAAUAAAAUCUCACUGAAAAUGGAAAGCCAUACGCCUUCUGCGAGGCAAAAAACAAAUGCUGAUCCAAUUUCGGAAAAGGCAGAGCAAGUAAAUCUCUUAAGUGAGGAAGAAGAAAAGGAUCCACUAGCAUUAGAUACAGCAAUUGAACAGCCCAGUUCACGAAAUAAGCUUUCAAAUAACGCUAAGCACAGUCAUAGUUUGCGACGCCAUGUUCCUCGUAUCAUAGUUAAACCUAUACCACCCGAGAAAAAGGUUACUGCUACGGCGACAGCCACGUUAAGUAGCAAUGCAUCAACAUCAACGACCGCUGCAACAACUGUGAUUAAUGCCACAAGUGGGAAGAAUACAACACCGAGCCCUUCAAGCCGUGCCACUAGCAGUCGACGUGCACAACAGCAAGCCAAAGCUGCAGCCGCCGCCGCCGCUGCUGCCAGUGCCGCGGCUGCUGCCGCCGCAUCAUCGGCAUCUCUACCCACACCCAUAACCGCCAUCACACAAGCGUCCACAAUGCGCGAAGUGCUCGCAUCUAUACCAGGCUUUAGUUUUAAACCACGUAGACGUUCUUCCAAGAAAAUUUCCACAGCUGCUCAAAUUGAGCAAACAAAAGAUGGAAAAAUAGACCUGGAAACACCAGAUUCAAUAUUAGCAUCAACCAAUUUGAGAGCCUUACUCAACAAACAAACAUUUUCUAUGCUGCCUCCACUAUAUCAGUAUAACCUCAUACAGUUGUUACCAAGCGUAGAUCGCGAAGCUAUAGAAAUAGAGCGUAAGACCAACACUGAUUCCACCGUAACUAUGGAUUCUAUAAAGUUGGGUCCAUCCAGCUUAAAUAAUGAGUUCUUUGCACGUGCCUGCUUAGAGUGGCGUGAGCGUUUAGCGGAAGGUGAAUUCACGCCCGAAAAUCAAAUGAAAAUGAAAACGGAAGCCGAGCGAGAAAAGAAUAAAUUGGAUCCAUGGAAAUUAAAACAUUUUGAACCGAUAUGGGGUGAGAAAUCCUAUAAUCGCGCCAGUAGCACUAGUAGCAAUAGCAGCAAUAUAAGUUAUAGUAGUGGAAAAAGCAGUGAUAGUUAUAAUAAUUUAAUGGAUGAACGGCUGGAAUUCAAAUUGGAGAGCAAAGGUGGGUUGGUGGCGACCAUUGUUAAGACAUCUGCGAAAGCGUCAACGGCCCCCUCUACAUCAAAAGCCGUAACAGCCGUUUCAGCCAUGUCGACAACGAAUACAACUGUGACUUCGGCAGCAAGUACUGAAAGUGCUGAGAAUACAACAUCAUCAUCUUCUGUUGACAUUAAAGAGGAGGAUGAAGAAUUUAUUGAUGAAUCGAUUGCCAGCACUAAUGUGAAUUCAAUAAAAAGCGAGCAGGAAAUACAACUCGAUGAGCUGCGACAGCAAGAACAAACUAGAUCUUCGACGACGAUGGAUUAUGAAAAACAGACUGACACAAUUUGCGAUGUGGAUAACAUUGGCUGCACAGAUUCAUCGUCUACAUUUGAUCUAUUGCGUUCAGAAUGCAGUAAUGUUCAAAUGGAAACGCCAGUUGAAGAAUCUGAGAUAACCUUAGCGCUAGCCUCAUUAGAUCGUGAAAGGCAAAUUAUUGAUUGUGGGGGUAGCGGCAAUAUUCGUAAGCGUUCCGAGUCUGAUUUUAACUAUGAAAAUCGCACACAAAGUAAACAAAUGAAAAUGGAAAUGGCACAGGCGCAACAACAACAACAACAACAACAGCAGCAGCAGCAGCAGCAGCUACAACUACAGCAAAUGCAUCAACAACAACCUGAAUAUGACAUAACUGACGCUACAACAAGCGAAAAACAAGAUACCAGCCACGCUAUUAGCGUUGAGCUUAAAAACACACUUUCAUCCUCGGUAUCAUCCGCUGCAUCAUGCUCACAAGAAUUGAGUGGUGGCAGUAAUAGUUUAGCAACUAGUUCAUCUGCAAUAAAAGCGCCCACCAACGAAAGUUUUUUGUAUAACAGUAAUCUGUAUAAUACGAAAUUCGAACAGCAACCCAACGCAGAAAUGCUGCUGAAAGAUAGUUUGAUGUCUUCAGUUAGUAGUGACGAAACCGCCGCUGUUGGCAAUAAUAUCAGUGAUAUUAGUUUGAAAACAGCAAAUUUCCUACAAAACCAAGAGACAUCAUUUGCUUCAGCAGCAGCAGCCGCAGCCGCAGUCGCAGCCGCAGCUAUAGCAUCAGUGGGAAAUAGUACCUGUAACAGUAUUGCAGCCCUUUUGCCAGGCACCUCAACGUAUGUGAAUGUUAAUGCAGUGUCAUUACCAGUAUCAUCGUCAUCGUCAUCACCCAGACUAAGCGGUGGUCUACCGUUGCAAAGUUUCGCCACCUCACAGGGCAAACAAUUGAAUGCCUGUUCGAUAAUCUCACUAGAAGAUGGUGAUGAUGACGAUGACGAGCUGAUCGAACAAAAAUUUGCUGAUGCACAAAAUUAUGUAUUAGAAUCGGGCGAAGUUAGUACCGAUAGUAGUGCAGGUGCAAACAGUGCUUUACUUACGCCCAUCGACAGCGGUAAUACAAAGGAGAAGAAAUUCAUUUUCUGUGAUUCAGUUGAUCAAGCCACAACUUCUCAAGCUUGCGACAAUCUCUUCGAAAAUAAACAAGACAUUGGAAGUUGCAUUUCAUCGGUGGCCACAUCAUCUGCCUCUUUAUCCUCUUCGUCCUCCUCAUCUUCAAUGAACUCAGCACCGGCUACGAGUGGCGAAAUUAUAUAUACACCAACGGCUCAACUGCCACUUAAUCCACGAGUUACGUCCGAGCAAAAGCAGCAACAGCAACAACAACAUCAGCAUCAGCAAAUAAUAUUGUCGAUGACGGGGGGUGGUGGUGGUGGUGGUGAGAAGAGUGAGGAUUUGUUUCAUCAUGUACAACACGAUUGGAACUUUGGUGGCAUAAAAUUGCAACAACCAACAGAAGCGGCAUCGAGUAGUUUUAACGGUGUGAUACAAACGCAUCAAGGCGUUAUAAAAAUGAAAAAUAUAAAUACGAUAUCAGUUGAAGAGGAUGCGGCUAUGCCAAGCGUGGAUGCAGCUCAAACUGGUGAGGUCAUAGAGUGUAUGCGUGUUGAAGAUGGUUGCGACGAUGCAACGGCGGCGGCUACAGCAGCGGCGAUUAUUAAUUGUAGAGUUGUUGGUGUUGGUGGAGUUGGUGAGGAUAAUGGUGAUCUUGGGGCGGAGGUUGACGAUGAUGAUGAUGAUGAAGCGGAGGAGGAUGAAGACGAUGAUGAUGCAGAUGAUAAUGAUGCUGUACGUGAUAUAGUUGAUGAGUUGCAACAGCAGCAUAGACAACUACUUAAAGACCAGCAACAAUUGCUACAACAACAACAACAACAACAGCAACAACAACAACAACAACAGCUGGAUGAACAACAAGAUUUGCGUGAACAGGAGAAUACGCAACAACGUGGCCAUUUAACUUACGAGAACGCCAACGAUUACGAGUUGGACUCGGAUAUGAUUUGUGAUGUGCAAAUGUCAGCCAACGAAAUGGAAGUCUCCAGCACGGUCAUAACAAAUAGCAAUUCGGACGAUAGUGUCAAUGAGUUGAAUAUGAUGGCCGGCAAUAGUCGCCUCGAAAGUACUGCCGGCAUUGCUAGUAGCGUUGGCAAUGUCACCAUACAAUUGAGCACGUCCCCACCGACAAGUAUAGGUCAUUUGCAACAACAACAGCAUCAACAACACCAACAGCAGCAGCAGCAAUCGCAACCAACACAACCAGCCACAGAGCGUCAAAGUGCGCCACAGCGGCAAAUACUCGUUGACACAAAUGGACAAAUUAUUGGCAAUUUUCUGGUGCAGCAUCAACAACAACAACAGCAGCAGCAGCAACAGCAACAUUUUGAGCAUCAACAGCAGCUGUUACAACAUGCAACACAGCAAUUCACAUUUCAGGCAGCACAACCACAACCACAACAACAACAGCAACCGCAGACUAUAGCGCUUGCGACACAACAACAGCCACAACAGCAGCAGCAGCAGCAACAUCAUGUGCAGCAACAACAACAUGCACAAAAAACUCAUCACAUUUCUUCAUCGCUGUCGACAAUCCGUAAAGCAAUUGAAAUGAGCACAAAUGGUCAGCACUUUCUAUCGGCUGGUGGCCUAACACCACAGCAGCAGCAUAUCGGGCAACAAUUGGUGCUGACGCAGCAGCAAACCCCACAACAACGGCACUUUUUGACUCAACCACAAGUUCCUACGGUGUCUGCUAGUCCAACACAUCAGCAGCAACAACAUCAGCUUCAAGUGCAGCAACAGCUUCAGCGCUUUCAGCAGCAGCAGCAGCAACAACAGCAACAGACUCAACAUAUGCCCGCCUUUCAAUCAUUAGCCACUCAAGCCCAAACGAAUGCUGCCAAAUAUAUCUCGAAGCAAAUGAAUCUGAUCACAAUGUCACGCGCCGCGAACGCCGCCACAGUUGGUAGCGCCGCUGCCAGCAUCGCAUCUGUAGCUAUACCGGCUGGCACAGCUGUAAGUACCUACCCGCCUUUUAGCAACGCCAUCACCAACGCCACUCGUGCCGCGGAGCUGAUUGCCAACGCUGCAGCAAGUGUUAGUAAUGCGAGCACUUCGAAUGUCAGCGUGGCAAAUGUCUUGAAAGGUCUAACGGCCGCUGGCAUUCCAAGUACAAUCGCCCAACAGCGGCCAACAAAUAAAUUACCAACCACCGCUAAAGGACGUAAAACAGUAAAUAAAUUACCGCCCGGUGCCGUUAAUUUAGAACGCAGCUAUCAAAUCUGUCAAGCAGUGAUCCAAAACAGUCCAAAUCGUGAAAAUCUCAAAGCACAAUUACGACCACCAUCGGCUAUAUUAAAUCAGCAACAGCAGCAGCCACCGCCACAGCCGCAGCCCCAACCUCAGCCUCAACAACAACUGGUACAGAGUAAUAUAGCAACACCAAUGACGCUGCAGGCCACUAGCGCAGUACCAGUAGCGGCAUCAUCGCCCGCCAUAUCCCUAUCAUCUGCGGCACCUGCUGUAACUGGCGCUUCGUCAUCGCAAAAUUUUAUUAAACAAGAGGACUUAUCAAGCAUUCCUGCAAAUAUAAUGGGUGUUGGGCGACCCGGCGUGUAUAAGGUUUUCGGUCCGCGUAUGGGAUUCCCACGUAAAAAGUAUGUUCAGCGGAAACCCUCGCCCACCCUCAUACGGCAUAUUUUCACACCGCAAACGGCGAAUACAUUACAUGCCAAUGUAACGGCUAAUCCACGCUUACAACAACAAUUGACGGCAGCAGCUGCUGUUCAACAUCAGCAACAGCAACAUGACCUACAUCAAAAUGGUACGGGCGGUGUAGGUAGUGUGGGCGGAGGAGGUGGUGGUGGUGUUGGUGGUGUUGGUGGCAAUGGACAAUAUGUUUUGGUACAUCGUGCAAAUGUUGGUGCAGCUGAUAAUCAAGCGCCACGAGCGUCCAGCGCACCGCCAGUACCACAAACAGCACAGAGUCAACUGCACAAUAUGAAUGGCAUGCCGAUAACAGGACGCGGGCGUCCUGCCUCUGUCGAUAUUGAUGCAUCAAAUGCGAUGCUUGACCAUAACAAUGUGCAGCAACUACAUCCUCAACUACACCAUCUACAUCAUCAUCAGCAACAACAACAACAAAUUAAUGCUAUAAAAACAAAUACAACAGCUGGCAUGAUGCGUCGAAAUUUUACUGCCGGCAAUAUAACUUAUAUCGAUAAUUUAAGUGGAGCAGCCGCAGCCAUAGCCGAUGGCAAUUACAUAGUAACUACAACCAAUGCCGGAACACUGGAUGCCGAACAAUUGGUAAGCAAAGCCGUUGCUGUAGCUGCCGCUGCGACGAGUGGAGGUAAUGGAGGCGUAAGCGUUGGCGGUGCCGUUGCCGUUGCAGCCGGCGGUGGUAGUGGUAGUGGUGGUGGUGGUGGUGGCGGCGGCGGCGGCAUUGGUAGUAACAAUAUCAUCACACGUACCGACGCUGACAAUUGUGCCUGUUCAUUAAACGCAAUGGUUAUUUGUCAACAAUGUGGCGCAUUCUGUCAUGACGAUUGUAUGAGUGCAUCGAAGGUGUGUGUCUCUUGUGUGAUCAGAUGAGAGGAUGAAGUCUCUAUAAUAACCUUUUAGGCCUUGCGCACAUGUAGUAGAAGUAUUUGUGGUUCUGCACUUAACAAAAUACAACAAUAGUUAUAUAUACAUAUAUAAAUAAACAAAUAUAUAUAUAUAUAUAGUAUAUAUUGUA